CAUACUAUUAUUGUUUAUAAAAUGAAAAACGGAGGACGCAAAGCAGAACGUGAGCUCCGGCUCGGGCAAUUUCCACCCAAGAGAAUACCUAAAGAUGUCUUAAAUCGAACGCUUGAAAUUGCAUCUUCUUUAAUUGAUGAGUUUUGGCUUAACAAAAACUGUUCAUGCUCUCCACCAGCAAAUUAUGAAUUCUACAAUGUUUUGAAUCGUUCGGUAACCUAUCAGAAGCUAAGUUUGACACGAAGUUUUACAAUGGCUCGAGACUGUAAAAACGUGGAAAAAAUCCUAACUUCUAACGUUUUUGGCGAAAGUUUGCUAAAAAAAGGCUCAUUGCCAAUAUUUUCCGAAUACGCAUCUUUAAGUCUUCAAUUGGAUAAGCCGAGACUGGACAAAACAGAGAACACCUAGGAAUAUAAAUAAAAGCUGGAAAUUAUUUCGAUAAUUAAAUUUUCAUUCAAAACUGUUUAUUUUAGUGAAUUAAGAUCAUUUUAAAUAAAG
Messenger RNA from Drosophila subobscura, 498 nucleotides. RefSeq lists its product as uncharacterized. The record is from RefSeq and is a predicted model, not a curated record. The coding region runs from base 22 to 408 and encodes 128 amino acids. Lineage: Eukaryota; Metazoa; Arthropoda; Insecta; Diptera; Drosophilidae. The transcript has 2 exons.